CUUCCUCUUCCUCUGAUCGCCCAAAUUAAAACAUCUCUCUUCUCCAAAACUCUCUCCUUCCACUGAUCACGCUACAAAAAUAAAAAAAACCAUGAAGGUCAAUGGGUCUUCUUCUAGCCUCAGACCCAACAUCACAGAGCUUGAUAUCGAGUCACACUCACAUCUCUCAAACCUUACAGCAAGCCAAGAGAUUGAGAACCUCAAGAGGAUGAACCACGUCCUCACAAAAACAGUGGCCAGCCUGGAGGAAGACAACAAAACUUUCAGAGAAAAGGAGCUCAGGGAUCGCGAAACCGAAAUAAAUGAGUGGGUGGGAGAAAUGCAGAAGACAACAGACAGAGAUUUCUUCAGAGAGAAGAAGCUCUUGGAGUUGGAGUUUGAGAAGAAGAGAGAAAGGGAUGAGGUUGUUGAGUGGAAGAAUAGGUAUUGUGAGCUUGAAGCUCGGGUGUCGAAGCUUAUAGAUGAGACCGUUGCAGAGUUUGAGAGGAAAGAGAGGGAGGUCCAAGAAAUGAUUGCGGAGGUUGAGGAGGAGAACAGGGAGCUCAAGGCUCGGGCUUUACGGGUUUCUGACGAGAGGUGUACCCUCGGGGGGAAAAGGUACGAGGAGGGAAAUUUUCAUGUCAAGGAGAAAGAAAAGGAGCACAUUGAGAUUGAUGAUGAUGAUGAUGAUGAGAUUCCUCCUAGGCAUUCUACAAAGAAGAGACUUGCAGAGGGUUCUCAUUCUUCAAAAGAAUGCUCUGUUUCCCCGAAACCGACUGAAUUUAAGAGAAACGGUUGGAAAGGAGCCUCUUUCAGAGGGGAACAUGUGCAAACUCCAUUAGGGUCAGUAACCAAAGAGCAAGAGUUCAGUAAAGGGACCCCUAUCCAAAUCUUCAAUUUUCAUGUCAAGGAGAAAGAAAAGGAGCACAUUGGGAUUGAUGAUGAUGAUGAUGAUGAUGAGAUUCCUCCUAGGCAUUCUACAAAGAAGAGACUUGCAGAGGGUUCUCAUUCUUCAAAAGAAUGCUUUGUUUCCCCGAAACCGACUGAAUUUAAGAGAAACGGUUGGAAAAGAGCCUCUUUCGGAGGGGAACCUGUGCAAACUCCAUUAGGGUCAGUAACCAAAGAGCAAGAGGUCAGUAAAGGGACCCCUAUCCAAAUUUUCAAUUUUCAUGUCAAGGAGAAAGAAAAGGAGCACAUUGAGAUUGAUGAUGAUGAUGAUGAUGAUGAUGAGAUUCCUCCUAGGCAUUCUACAAAGAAGAGACUUGCAGAGGGUUCUCAUUCUUCAAAAGAAUGCUUUGUUUCCCCGAAACCGACUGAAUUUAAGAGAAACGGUUGGAAAAGAGCCUCUUUUGGAGGGGAACAUGUGCAAACUCCAUUAGGGUCAGUAACCAAAGAGCAAGAGGAUGCUGGUAGAGGAAUUCGAGGUUGCAGGAAAAGCGCCUUGGAUCGUCGUUCUAUGAGGUCCUUUGAUAAACAAAAAUAUUGGGUAUAUACUGGACGAACUCCAACUACUGAACAACAUAUACAUGCAGAGAAGAGAGCACAAAUAUUCCAGAAAAGUUUGAGGUCUCACAACCCCUCAUUCAUUAGAUCAAUGGUCCCUUCACAUGUCUCCGGUCGUUUUUGGUUUUGUCUUCCUUCAAAGUUCUGCAAGGAGAACCUUCCCGCUCAUGAUCUGAAAAUGAUAUUAGAAGACGAGAGGGGUUCGGAGUAUAAGGUCAAAUAUAUUGGUCGUAGAGCUGCUAUUGAUGGUGGGUGGAAACGGUUUGUGUUGGCUCAUAAAUUGGAAUUGGACGACGUUUUGGUAUUUGAAUUACAGAAGCCAACAAGAUUCAAGGUGUAUAUCAUAAAAGCAAUUCCAUGGGAACUGUGUGAAGAUUCUGAUCUCAAGAUUGCUAAUGGACGUACUAAUUAAUGCUGGAAAUUAAGUUUUUGAUCUAUGGACAUUCAAGAAAUCUCCAAAAGCCUAGCUAGAAGCAAAGAAAGCAUAGAUGUAUGCUGCGCGUCAUCUAUGCUUAAUGUCUAUGGUUGCUGUUGGAUAGCUGCGUAAAAUGUAUGUGCUCGCAAAGACGAAGUUUCCAUAAUAUCAUUUUGAUAUAAGGGAGUUAAUAUCCACUGAAUGGCAGUCGUUUGCUGUUUUCGUCAAUUCAUAUAGUUAGGCCCAUCCCUCUUUUGUUAGCAGAGGGAGGGAGGCACUGAGUUAUUCAAGGAAUUAA
Molecule: messenger RNA, 2195 nt
Organism: Asparagus officinalis (garden asparagus)
Lineage: Eukaryota; Viridiplantae; Streptophyta; Magnoliopsida; Asparagales; Asparagaceae
Exons: 5
Coding region: 92-1894 (600 amino acids)
Molecular function (GO): DNA binding
Source: RefSeq, a predicted model, not a curated record